CCAGGACUCAGAGUCUGCCGCCAUAUUGUCCACAAAAUUUCACGUAAACCUCUCUCAAACCUCGGCAGUCGCUCAUAUACCAGGAAAAUACUUAUCUUCAAGGCUUUCCUGACCCUUUUGCAGCUAUGGUGAGUUAACAUACCCAUGUAUUUUGGGGGUACUAAGCACAAACUCGAAAGCUUGAGAAAAGUUAAACGCUUGAAGGUAAAAGUCUUCAAUGCGCGCAUUUAGGCUUACAUGUAAAAUGUUGCCCCAUGUUAUUUUGUAGUCGAAGAAACGAGGCCUGAGUUUGGAAGAGAAAAGAACACGACUCUUAGAACUUUUCUAUGAAAAGGUAAGGUACUGUUGUUUGCAAAGCCAAACUGAAACAGGUGAGGUCCAAGAAAUAACAAAUGUCCCCCCGGUUGAGGGCCUCCCUUUCCCCCUUACCCCUGCAGUAUUCUGUAAACUCGGAGUCCUCCCUAACAACUUCAUACGAAAUGGUCGUAUCGCUUAAGAAUUUCGUGAAAAGACGCAUACUCCUCAAGAAUGCCAUCAAAUGUGUGUUCACUCCUAAAGAAUGCCCCUUAAAAUCAGCAUUGACCCUUCUCCUGAAGAAUUCCACCACCCAAGUCAUCACCUGACUCGUCUGGGGAAUGCUUGUAUUCUAUAACCUCAAUCCCAGCUUUUUUCGCAAGAAAUAAAGGGCAGGAAAAGAAAACCCCAAUUACUAAGGAUAACCCCCUUCCUUGUAUUGAACAAACGUUCACCGAAUGUUGCAUCGAGAAAUGAGCUUGGUAGAUUAUCUCUAAAUUUACAAAUAACAAUGAACAUUUUCAAAUUUUGGAUUCACCUUGAAAAUCAACCCCCUGACAGCAUUGCUAAACUCUGCUUAAACAUAUCGGAUAAAAUGGCCGAAGAAAAUAAAUCAGGUCUAAUAAAUAAAAUAAAUCUUUUGAGUACACAACUUAAUAUUCACAAACAGUCAGUUAACUUUAAAAACCCUUCUACUUUCCUAUCCAAAGCUGAGAAUACUUUGUCAAAACAUCUGAAAAACCACCAGCUAAAUUUGAUCAGAACAAAUAAAAAACUAAAAUUCUACUCCAUCUUUAAAAAUGAAACAAAUCACUCUGAAUUCAUCAAUCAUAUCCGGAAUCCUGAACAUAGGCGUGUAGCUUCCAAAUUUAGGAUAGGAAAUCAUAAUUUAAAAAUAGAAACUGGAAGAUUUACAAUCCCCAAAACUCCUGAAGACCUUAGAAUCUGUGAUCAUUGCAGCCAAAAUUCGGUUGAAAAUGAAUUGCACAUAUUAUUUCACUGUGAUAAAUACAAUGAUUUGAGAAAGACUCUUUUUAUUAAAAUCAACGACCGAAAUACAUUAUUUACACACUACAAUAUCCAUGAUAAAGUCUGUUUUCUUUUUAACAAUACUGAUUCACAUAUAAGCAGGCUAGCUGCUAAUUUCAUCUUUCAAGCAUUUGAAAGACGAAAGAAACAUAGUUAAUUCUACUAUUCCAUCAUACCUGUAUUUCCUUAAACUUAGCUGUUUAUUAUUGUUAUUUUAAUCGGUAACACCUGUACAAAAUGGUAAUACUGAAUAAACUUGUUGUUGUUGUUGUUGUUGUUGUAUUAGCUUUACCCCCCCUUGGACAAAGUAGCAAAUAAGUGCUCCUCCUUAUUCCCGCCCUCUUUCUUUAAUAACCCUUUACGUCCCAGGAGUGACCAUCAUCAAGGUUCUCCUAACAAUAAGAGAGAUAAGGUUAUGAGAAUUAUCAAAAUGUUCACCUGAGAACAUUUUCUUUUCCAUUAAACUAACAUUUUAAAAAAAUUAAAACAGUGGCAGUGUGGCCAAAGAGAUCAGUGUGUUGGACUUCCAAUUUGGUGAUCCUGGGUUCAAAUUCCGCUCUGGCCACUUGCUGGAUUUGUUCUUGGUCAUCCCGAGGUCAAAUCCUCCUGGGGUUCUUAAUCCUGUUAUGUUAUAUUUGAAUUAUUUGUUUUUUAAGUAUUUGAGUGGAGUGCCUGUAAACUAGCUGGAUAAGCUAAGUGCAGUUUCCACUAUAAACAAACUUCAAAUUAAUUUUUUUGAAUUUUUUUAAAGUCCAUUGCAUGUCACCCUUUUCUCACUCACCUUGCAGACCAAGUUCUUUAAAGUCAACCAUCUGUUCUUUUCAAAAUUUUUGUAUCCUCAUUAAAAAAAAUGUUAACUUUGCAUUGCUUUUGAUACUUUUCAUUUUAACAGAAAGAAUUUUUUCUGCUCAAGGAACUAGAGAAAAUCGCACCAAAGGAAAAAGGAAUUAGUAAGUAAGCUAAAAGAAAUUCAGAAAUUAUAUAUUUUUUGCAAAAUUUGAUUCAGGUAUCAUUAAUAAUAACUUUUGUCUUCUGUAGCAUCCAUGUCUGUUAAGGAAGUGUUACAAAGCUUGGUUGAUGAUAAUCUAGUAGACACUGAUAAAAUUGGUACUUCCAUUUAUUUUUGGGCUUACCCAAGCAAGGCCAUGCAUACAGUAAGUCUGGACCAUCAUUUAUAUCAGUCCUUUAAGCAUCAACAGUUAUGAGCAACCAAUGUUUAUUUCAUUGUACUUACACCCUUCAGCGACAGCAAAAGCUUCAACAGCUCACAGAUCAAAUCAGUGAAUGUGAAAAGAAAAUUGCCUCUACAACAAAGCUAUUGAAGCAAGCUAACAGUGGCAGAGAGCAGUCAGUAAGUACAAAGUACCAACUUUUUGUAUUGUCAUUAUAUUCAAGCUCUAGCAUAUGUAUGUAAAAAAUAAGAUCACUUCUACUCCUAUGCUACCUGUCAUCCUUGGUUCUCCACACAUUUUACUGUUGUUCUUGUAAUGUGGUUCUGACAACCUAAUAAUAAGCACCCAUCUCGAAAUAAUUUAUGUAUGCUUAUCUGUUAUUUCCAUUUUUGCUCUUUUACCAUGCUCUAUGUAAGUAUAAGAUAUAGAGUUUCAGUUUAUUGAAGAAAACAGUAAUAAGUACCCACUUUUAUGACCAAUGUCCCCUUCUUGAAUCAGUACCCUCCAUUACAUCUGAAGUUGUACAUCAGUGAAAUACAGCAUGUUCUUCAAUACCAGUAAGAGUCCCAGUGAGUCACUUUGUUAAAUCAAAAUUGCCCCUGCAUGAAGACCCCGCCCUUUUUUAAAUACUGCAGGGUACACUGGGAAAUAGAAGACUGGGGGCCGAGAAGUCCCCAAGAUUCCUUUAUCUAACUUUUUAUGAUUUGAUAAUUAUUAUAAAUAUAGUCUGAUAGAGAUACAGUUCUCAAAGAGUUGGCUCAAAAAGAAAAACUGUGUAAAGAACUGGAACAAGAGCUUGAGAGAUACAAAGAAUGUGAUCCAGAAGUACUGAAAAAUAUGCAACAAGAAACAAUAAUGGCAAAAGAAGGUGCUAACCGCUGGACUGACAAUGUCUUUACAAUCAAGACAUGGUGCGUUAGGAAGUUCAGUCUGGAAGAAAAAAUGAUUGACAAAAACUUUGGAAUUCCAGAGGAUUUUGACUAUAUGGAAUAA
This is a messenger RNA of Porites lobata, 3488 nucleotides long. The record is from the annotation of a GenBank genome assembly. Lineage: Eukaryota; Metazoa; Cnidaria; Anthozoa; Scleractinia; Poritidae.